Trichoderma aggressivum f. europaeum is the source of this 3405-nucleotide messenger RNA. RefSeq lists its product as uncharacterized. Gene Ontology annotation, molecular function: metal ion transmembrane transporter activity. Bases 1 to 3405 code for a protein of 1134 amino acids. The record is from RefSeq and is a predicted model, not a curated record. Lineage: Eukaryota; Fungi; Ascomycota; Sordariomycetes; Hypocreales; Hypocreaceae. Gene Ontology annotation, cellular component: membrane. Gene Ontology annotation, biological process: metal ion transport; transmembrane transport. The transcript is spliced from 5 exons.
AUGAGUCUUGAUGUCUUAGAAAAACUCGUUAUGAACUGUCACUUGAUUGGUGACGACGUGGGAGCGGUUACAGUGGAACUCAUCAAGAGAACUGAGAAAAACUAUCUACGAGAUUCUGAAACAGGACCCUUCAUUGAACCCGGCUCUGUGCUGGGAGGCAUCGGCAAUUAUUCUCAGAAAACCUCUGUUUCACUUUCGCAAAAGGGUCGACCAACAGUUCCAGUAGUAUUUGUCGCCUCACCUUAUUUGAGACUACGUCCUUUGGAAGGUCACCAAAAUACGGCAAGUCGAGGCGACCAUCAACCCCGAACACUUCUACAGAACCUCUACGGGUUCGAUGUUACUCCAAAUCGCGAUAAGACGCAAAUUGUCAGCAAAAUUGUGAAUGGUUCACAACCAAAUGAUAAUGCACUGCACGUGAACCAAAUGUGGUGCCUUCUAAUUGGUUCUACCAUUCUGAUCACCAUGUCAGACCAUACAACCAAAGAGCUCUUGGACGGAACAAUUGGAGAGCGACGUCUGGGUCAUGAACCGCCAAUCAAGGUUAAGAUCAUUGACGAUGGGCAAAAACAUCAUGACAUUGCUGUAUCAUCAAGCAUAACAUGGGUUGAUCUUUUCAAAAUCACUAUGGAUGCCGUUCAGAAGAAGAGAUCUGAUUUUCACUACUAUGAUUUGCGUGAUGAGAACAAGGUCGUCAUAACUGCUGAAAGAUGGAUUGAGAUUGCGAGCUCAAGGAGCCUACGGAAAUCACAGUUUUAUACGGUUUAUCUUACCCCAAGGCCAAAUAAUGCAGACCCGAGGAAGAAUCGACCUUUAUUGGAGUACAGAAGAUACGAUUCCCCCGGGAUAUUGGACGACUUGUCAACAAGGUACCGACGAAGCGACGCAUCCUCCGAACGGGUGGGAUCUUCUAAGAAGGAGCCAUUUGUACACGAAUCAGCAGACCGGUUCACCUCCGACACCGCUUCCCAUCCCCUCUUUCUGAAUCAAGAUGGUGCCGGUUUUAUUGUGUCUUCUCCGGAUCCUCAAGAUCCCGAUGCAUUUUAUAGCGUCGAUAAGGACAUCGUCUCGCGAUCGCGCGAAACUGAAUCGGUUGAAGGUACAAACACAAUAUUGCCACUGGGAAUUGAUAACUUUUCAAGUGACAGGGAGGCUCUGGAGGCUUCUUCUACUGGUAAUUUUACCCAUUUACAUGAUGAUGUUACAGGUAACAUGGCAGACAUUGGCGGAACGAUUGUUCUUCCCGAGACAAACGAACAUGAGAUGAAUAACAAAAGAAUACCACACAAGAACUUUCAGCUUGGUUCAGAAAUAUCUGUCGAAACUUACCCUUCUGGACCCUGCAUACCAACGAGCUCCAGUACUUUGCGAAGCGCCAAAGAGGCAAACAUGAUUAAACCUCUUAAUGAAGCAGACGAGGCCAUUUCCAACAGUCCAGUGGGCAUGUAUUACUAUGCUAAAGUUCCAGAGCUCACAGAGGAAGAAUUUGACUCUCGGCAAGAUAUUCCGAGUCAAAGCUUACAAGAAGAGGAUCCAAGUAUUGCGAAAGAGAGUCCUACUCAUCAAAAUGUUGGCUCGAUGGCCGCUCAUAUUACAGCGAAAGACAACAAUCUGCCGAAUAGCGUAUCUACAAUUGAUCACGCCAGAGGAAAUGCCCAUCAAGAGAUGGAGGAGGUUAAGAAGAACAGUACUGAUUCAGAAAUAACGUUGUCUGCUAUGGUACAAGACAAUGUCGCUAUGAAGCAGGCGCAAUCGUUGGGUAUUUGGAGCCCUGAUAAAGAGUUGAUGAAGCAGCUCGUCACAGUCAGCCGACAGGUUCUGUGGUCGUUUUUGCCAAAGACGGGUAGCUCAACAGUGCACAUUCUCGUGAAGCGGUUUUGGAGUUGCAUGGAUAUAAUUCGCCGACAACUCAUCUGGGAAGAGAGCGAACGCGAACCUCACCACGUACCAACAUACAUGAUUCGCGACUUUUCUGCAACCCUUCAAAGAAUGGGCAGAGGCCAAUCUCCUGACUCUCAAAAGACAAGCUGGGCCAAAUGCGGGGAUUGCAGAGGAGGAAAACACUACUCGUCGGCAGAAGAGGCGCUGAAGCAUUUCCACGACGAACAUUUCGAUUGCCACCACAGAGGGAAAAGGCCGUACGACGAUCCGUGUUACUCCUGGCUGCAUCGUAUCUGGCACUCACACUAUUCUGUGCGAAAUGAGCGAAAUGGUCUACUUCGCAAUGUACAAGAGUUCGAAAGAGAACUCUCCGAGCUUGCACUUCGACUGAAUGAGCUGCACGCUAUGGUGACAUCCAAGGAAGAUGAUUCAAUGGGUGAUCUGACGGUAGGGCCGCCACUACCAAAACAUAUCUUUUACGCUUUACAAAAGAUGGUGCAAGUAUUUGUCCUCCGAUCAGAGAGGCUAUCUUUGAUGACGAGAAUAAAGGCAUCCUCGGGAAUUGACCUGUCUGAGAUUUCGCAUAAGAUCAACGAGCUGCAGAGGUUUGAGAAGACUGCAAAAGACCGGAUGUUGGAUCUGCCCCCCGAACCCCAGGCCGCUGGAGCCGAAUUCUUGGCCUUGGCUUUUAUUUCCAAGAGCCACAACUUACUAUUCGAGGCCAAGACCUCAAAUCCACGCCACAACGACAAUACUCUCAAGUUGUAUAAACAUUAUGCUUCAGAGCUUCAGUACCGGGCCAAUCAGCGCCCUCAGAAGCGGGUCUUUCUGAAUAUUCGCAAUCUGGAAGAAGAACUCGACGGUCUGGACUCUCUGCUAAGCAACCAGAGAGAGUGCCUGCAUAAGUUUGCAAAGUCCAUUUCGCCCGAUACCCUUCGCCUUACUACCAUGACAAGAGUCGGGCAGAAUCGUGUCGAAAAGGCGUACCAAGACAAUCACACACGACAACUCGACAUGCGAAUACAAGAAGUACAGAACAUGAAGACGCGGUCGAGAUUUUUAGAAGAACAGGUGAAACAGGACAUUGAAAUCAUGGAAGAAGAUCAUGGAAAAGCAAUCAGAGUCUUUACGAUUGUAACGCUGUUCUUCCUACCCAUGUCUUUUGUUUCGAGCUUCAUGGGCAUGAACACAGCCGAUGUCAGAGAUAUGCAUUACAAGCAAGGGUUAUUCUGGGUAACGGGAAUACCAGUGACCCUCUUCGUGCUGACACUGGCCUGCAUCUACGGCUACAAAGGCGAUGAGAUCUGUGACUGGGCAAUGCAGCUAUCGGACUGUCCAAAAAAUAAGAAACUGCGGCUGCCAGUGGACGAGGGAGACGAGGUCGGAGAGGAUUACAGUAAUGUGUACGAUGUGCCCCGUCUCCCUAGCCCCAAGAAGCCUCGACGAACUGCACACCAAAGGAGGCGGCUCAAGUCAAAGCUGCCGCAUGGUGAUGAGGACGACGAUGGAAGCAGAGAACAGUGA